This is a messenger RNA of Cladophialophora bantiana CBS 173.52, 4509 nucleotides long. RefSeq lists its product as uncharacterized. Gene Ontology annotation, biological process: transmembrane transport. NCBI's taxonomy places the organism in Eukaryota, Fungi, Ascomycota, Eurotiomycetes, Chaetothyriales, Herpotrichiellaceae. The transcript has 11 exons. Bases 1 to 4509 code for a protein of 1502 amino acids. Gene Ontology annotation, molecular function: ATP hydrolysis activity; ABC-type transporter activity; ATP binding. The record is from RefSeq and is a predicted model, not a curated record. Gene Ontology annotation, cellular component: membrane.
AUGGCGUCAAGUACUCAAGGCCAGAUUGACCCUGAAGACGACGAAAACCUUGUUUCUGGUUCGAGGUCCCAUGGGGAUCCUCCAGGUCCGGGCUCGGAUGAGAAUCUCCAGCAUACACCCAGCAAUGAAAGUAGCUACGAACCCAUCAUGGAAGCUGACCGUGCUGAGAUCACACGUGUUGCGAGCGAGUUGAAGCGCGAAAAAAGUUACGAUCCGACUCUGGAUCCUUCUGAACCAACCUUCGACAUAUACAAAUGGGCCAAGAUGGUCAUGCGAGAAGCAGAAGGCGCAAAUAUCAAGCUACGUCGUGCUUCAAUCACAUUCAAGAAUCUGAAUGUAUCAGGCUCCGGGAUCGCCAUGAACCUCCAGCCGACAGUCGAAUCAUAUCUUCUUGCUCCAUUUCGCUUACGCGAAUGGGUUCGAUUCGCGAAGAAGCCCCAGAGAAAGAUUCUUACUGGCUUUGAUGGCGUUGUCAAGCCUGGAGAGAUGCUGCUGGUCCUGGGACGACCUGGCAGCGGAUGCUCGACGCUCUUGAAGACUUUGGCAGGAGAACUCCAUGGUUUGAAAGUGGGAGAUGACUCCGUUAUCCAUUACAGCGGAAUACCUCAGCACCAGAUGAUCAAGCAUUUCAAAGGCGAGAUCGUCUACAAUGCAGAAGUCGACAUACAUUUCCCACAUUUGACGGUCAGACAGACCCUUGAAUUUGCCGCUGCCAUGCGUACUCCACGGAACCGGAUCUUGGGAAGUUCUCGAAACGAGAACGUCAAGAGAAUGACAGCCGUCGCAAUGGCAGUUUGCGGAUUGACCCAUGUCCAAAACACGAAAGUAGGAAAUGCAUAUGUACGAGGUGCAUCUGGGGGAGAGAGAAAGCGAGUGAGCAUUGCAGAGAUGCUGCUCUCGUUCUCACCUAUAGGCUGUUGGGAUAAUAGUACACGUGGUCUCGAUGCUUCCUCUGCCAUCACAUUCGUUCGUACUCUCAGAUUGAGUGCAGACUUGGCCGGCUCUGCCCACGCAGUCGCGGCUUAUCAAGCGUCUCAAGCCAUGUACGACGUUUUUGAUAAGGUUGUGGUUCUGUACGAAGGGAGAGAGAUCUAUUUUGGCCCAACCAAGUUUGCGAAGGAUUACUUUGCAGAGAUGGGUUGGUUCUGUCCAGCUCGCCAACCGACACCCGACUUUCUGACCUCAAUCACAAAUGUGGAGGAGAGGAAAACGCGACCUGGAUAUGAGAAGAAGGUCCCGCGCACUGCGAUCGAAUUUGAACAAUACUGGCGGAAAUCGGAACUUUACAAAUCCCUCCAACAAGAAAUCAGGACUCAUGAAGAGGAAGAUUAUGGCUCCGCCGCUGCCGAUGAAUUCAAAGUCGCACGCCGCGCGGCCCAAGCACACCAUGUCCCUCCAAGUUCUCCGUACACCGUUUCUACGCCGAUGCAAAUUCAGAUUUGUACAAAGCGAGGCUUUCAGCGCUUGUGGAAUGAGAGAGUGAUCCGACUCACCUUGAUCAUUGGACAAGGAAGCAUGUCCCUCAUCAUCGGCUCCAUUUUUUACGGAACGAUAAACGACACCAAUAGUUUCUUUGCUAAGGGUUCCACCAUUUUCUUCGCUGUGUUACUGAAUGCUCUUAUUGCCGUUACGGAAAUCAAUCGAUUGUACGACCAAAGACCAAUCGUGGAGAAGCAAGUCUCAUACGCUUUCUACCACCCAUUUACAGAGGCUCUGGCUACUGUAAUAGCGGAUUUUCCAGUUCAACUCCUCACAGCCGUGAUCUUCAAUAUCAUUUUAUAUUUCCUAUCAGGCCUUAGGAGGGAAGCGGCACAGUUCUUCAUCUUCUUUCUUUUCGCAUUUCUGACACGGCUGGCAAUGACCGGACUGUUCCGAACGAUCGGUGCUGCGACCAAGGCAAUCUCUGAGGCACUCGCAAUCGCCGCAGUUGUUGUCCUGGCAAUAGUGAUCUACACCGGGUUCACAAUACCUCGACCAAAUAUGCACCCUUGGUUCAAGUGGCUUUCGUGGUGCAAUCCGGUGGCAUAUUCAUUUGAAGCAAUGCUCGUUAACGAGUUCCAUGGAAGGCAAUUUCCAUGUGGCAGCUACGUUCCUGCAUAUCCGAACCUAGUUGGGAAUACAUUCAUUUGUUCGGUUCCGGGCGCGGUUGUCGGCCAUUCAACUGUAUCUGGCGAUACGUAUCUGGAAACAGCUUACCGGUACAGCUACAGCCACAUUUGGCGAAACCUUGGCAUAUUGAUUGCUUUCUUGGUUUUCUUCAUGGCCUCCUACUUGGGAGUAUCGGAAAUCAACUCAAAACCCCAAGGCAAGGGAGAAGUUCUCCUAUUCCGACGUGGACAUGUACCACGUUACAUUGAGGAGGGCCUGAGAUAUGAAGACCAAGAAUAUCCCGAUGCUCCCCUCGCAAUAACCGGGCGUCAAGGCACUCAAGAUGAAGAUAUCGGGGCAAUCCCACCGCAGAAAGCCAUCUUUACUUGGCACAAUGUCAACUACGAUAUUCCAGUCAAGGAGGGCACACGCAGGUUGCUCGACCAAGUAUCAGGAUGGGUCAAGCCUGGAACGCUAACUGCUCUUAUGGGAGUAUCAGGCGCUGGGAAGACGACAUUGCUGGAUGUGUUAGCCCAGCGCACCUCGAUCGGGGUUGUUACUGGCGACAUGUUGGUGAACGGAAAGCCGUUAGACCUAAGUUUCCAAAGGAAAACAGGGUAUGUUCAACAGCAGGAUCUCCACCUCGAGACCUCGACUGUUCGUGAAGCACUGCGUUUUAGCGCCAUGGUCCGUCAACCUAAAUCUGUCUCAAAGAAGGAGAAAUACGAAUACGUGGAGGAGGUGAUCAAAAUGAUUAAUGCGGAAGACUUCGCCGAGGCCGUAGUCGGCGUGCCGGGAGAAGGCCUUAACGUUGAGCAGCGCAAACUGCUCACAAUAGGCGUGGAGCUCGCCGCAAAACCCGCUCUUCUGUUCUUCCUUGAUGAACCGACCAGUGGAUUGGAUUCCCAAAGCUCCUGGUCCAUCCUCAGCUUCCUCCGAAGGCUUGCUGAUCAUGGACAAGCUGUCCUAUCGACUAUACAUCAGCCCAGCGCUCUUCUGUUCCAGGAAUUCGAUCGGCUACUUUUCCUUACUACGGGAGGACGGACUGUCUACUUCGGCGACAUCGGUCCCAACUCGCAUACCCUAACUAGCUAUUUCGAGAGGCAUGGAGCUAGGGUGUGCAGCCAGUCGGAAAAUGUGGCAGAGUACAUGCUGGAAGUUGUCAAUCCUGAAACAAGUGCCCAAGCCAAUCGCGACUGGGUCGAGAUCUGGAGAUCAAGCGAGGAGAACAAGAAUAUGCUGGCAGAGUUGGCCCAAAUCAAUCGGGAGACAAGCAAACUCCCCGCGGAGGAGAGCACCGUCGAGAGCCAUCGUCAGUUUGCCGUGCCGCUUUACACCCAGACUUAUCACACGACGAUCCGCGCCUUUCAGCAGUAUUGGAGAACUCCCGGCUAUGUUCUGCACAAGUAUGGUCUUGGUGUUGCUUCAGCUCUGUUUAUUGGCUUCUCAUUCUGGCAAUCUAACAGCUCUCAACAAGGGCUUCAGAAUGUUUUGCUCAGCGUCUUCAUGCUUACGUCGAUAUUCACGGCCUUGAUUCAGCAGAUUAUUCCUCGAUUUGUCAUUCAGAGGUCACUCUACGAAGUCCGCGAGCGCCCGUCAAAGGCUUAUUCAUAUGUCGCGUUCCUCUUGGCCAACAUUCUUGUGGAGAUUCCCUACCAAAUUCUGCUUGGCAUCAUGGUAUAUGCUUCCUAUUACUACUCGGUCUUUGGCAUCCAAUCUUCCGAAAGACAAGGCCUUAUCCUACUAUUCUGCGUCCAGUUCUUCGUGUAUGCAAGCACCUUCUCCCAGAUGGUGAUCGCAGCUCUGCCUGAUGCAGAGACCGCCGGCAUUAUAGCAACACUCAUGUUUGCCAUGUGUGUGAUAUUCAAUGGCGUGCUUCAGCCACCGGAUGCACUGCCGGGUUUCUGGCACUUUAUGUACCGUGUAAGCCCCUUCACCUACAUUAUCGAUGGCAUUGUGGCCACAGCGCUGCACAGUCGCAAGGUCGUGUGCGCGGAGAACGAAUUAAGCGUUUUCUCUCCGCCACCAAACAUGACCUGCGGCCAAUAUCUCGCCCCCUACCUACAAGCGGCCCCCGGCACCUUGUACAAUCCAACAGCGACAAGCAACUGCGAGUACUGUGCCCUGUCUCUUGCGGACCAAUACUUGAGCCCUCGCGGCAUCUCGUGGGGGCAACGCUGGCGCAACUUUGGUCUCAUCUGGGCAUACGUCGCUUUCGAUCUUUUUAUGAUCCCUCUGCUGUACUAUACAUUCCGGAUGAAGAAGUGGCGCGGCAAAGUCGGAGCGAGCAGAAGGCGGAGAGGGCUGAAUAGGACCUAUUCUUGGAUCCGCACGUUUGGACGGUAUUGUCGGAGACUUGUUACAGGGCGUUGGGAAAAACUGCCCCUGGAAAAGCGCGCUGAGAACCCUAGGGUGUACUAA